UAUAUCUACGUGACAAAAAUGAAGUAACUGGAUUGAGUUUCUUAAACAGUCGCAAAAACCAAAAGAUUUACAUUGCGUUAUAAAAAGAACGAUGUUAAUGCACAAUAUUCACAUAACUUAACAAAUGCAACACACAUAAAUGAUAUGCGAUGCAAGGUGAAUAUCAAUUUUCAAUUAGUUUGUGUGAUUGCCAGUUGAUAAUAAGUGUUUGAUAAUAAUAAUCGAUUAACAGGUUUACGAUGGAUUAAACAAGAAUAGCCAUCGAUGACUCACGGUCACAUUUAGCAGCUUACGACAAACAUCAGCUACAUAUCUGGAUACAUAUCACUUACAUAAAUCGUUUAUUUUGCAAGUCAUUGCCGCCGACCAAAGUUUUUAAAGUUCGCCGACACGCCCGAUGAUAAAGACUCGUUCAAAAUGAGCCUUCUUCACAACUUUACCCGUGUGAUUCUGGUGCUAAUGCUUCCAAGUCUGCCCAGUUCGUUUGUUCUGAACGGCGACUGUAUAGCUCCGGCUCCAUGUACUUGUUCCGGUAGUAACAUUAAUUGCCAGGGCAGAAAUCUACAAACAAUUCCACAAUUCAGGCACAGUAACAUCAGUUCGAACUCCAAUAUCUAUUUCAAUUUACAAGAAAACAACAUCACCACGAUAGGAUCAAAUGCAUUUUGUAACAUAACGUUGUCAAAAUUUAUAACGGUAGGCAUGAAAGUGUAUUCAACCCACAUGAAUAGCAUGUCCAGCAAUGCUUUUAAUUGUAUUGGCGCAAACAUCGUUUAUCUAGAUAUGGCUGGAAAUAGUUUUUCAGUUUUACCACAAGCGCUAAAACAGCUUGUUAACUUGACUUACCUAGACAUUGAUCAAAAUCCUUUGACAACUUUAGAUUCUGGAGUCAUUAGUGUAAUCGGGAGUACUCUUCAGACACUCUUUGCCGAUUUAUCUCAUUUCACCACCUGGCCUCAUGAGUUUCGUUUUCUAAGAGCAAUUGAUACUUUGACCAUAAAACGCAUACCAUUUUCUAGACUGAGCACAGACGCGUUCCAUGGCAUGGAGUCAACUUUGCAAUCAUUAACAAUAUCAUAUUCUCACUUGGAGAGGAUGCCUAUUACUAUUUGUCAUCUUCAGAACUUAAACAGUUUAGCGUUUAGCAAUAAUCAUUACCUGAAUUUAAAUUCAACGUUUAUUGAACCGUGCAACAAGAGUCUUAAUUCUGUUACAGCACUUUCUCUAGGUGGAAAUGAUCUAAAGAACUUCCCAGAUGUUUUUCACAAUUUUCCCGAAAUCGCAUUCUUGGAUCUGCGUUAUAAUAAACUUCGCCUUAUCAAUGGUGAUUCCAUACCAGCCAACAAUCGGUUGCAAAUUCUGUAUCUAAGUUCCAAUAAUUUCAGUAGAAUACCUGAUGCUGUCAACAAGCUACAACACGUAACACAACUUCGGAUGGAACAUAACCACAUUGAUGCUAUUUAUGAUACAGAUUUACAAACCCUUACAGGCUUAACCCAUCUCUUCUUAUAUAAAAAUAGUUUAGAAUUCAUUUCCUCGCAUGCUUUCAAAAAUAAUCCUAAAUUGUACUACUUACAGCUUAACAGUAACCUUCUCCGUACGAUAUCUAGUUCCAUCACCGCUUUGCGCUCACUAAAUACGCUGAACCUCCGGGACAAUCAUAUCGAAUGUUCAUGUGCCCUGUCCCAUUUGCAGUCCUGGAAUGUCGCCAGUAUUAACUUUUUAAUUGGAAACUGUGAUUCAAGUAAUGAAACUUUAAAACACUUUUUGAUGAAUGCGCUUCCUGGGUGUCCAUAGGACUCAAUGAUGAUUUUUAUUAAAAGUAUUCAAGUCAUCAUAUUAUUUUUUUCAACCUUCAUUUUGUUUCGAUAAAAAAUAUGGAGUAUAUGUAUUUACAAAACACUUCUAUAAUCCCAAAAGAUAGGAUAUACAUUAUAUUGUUUAACUAAAUAAUACGCUUAAGGUGAUUUUUGACAAUUCAGUAAAGGUUUGCAAGCAUUAAAGGGAGAUACUAUUUUUAUUUAAGGGCGUUUUUUGUUGAUACCAAACCAUGCAGUUUCAGUUUUGGUUUUAACCUGUUUCGAAAGUUUUGCUGGAAGUAACAAAUGCACGGUCUUCAACAACAUGAUGGAGCCCCUGCAUGUAGCCAUUAUUUUAAAAGUGACACUUUUAUUCAAAAUCAAUACGUAAACAUGUAUAAAAAACAUAAAAUUUGAGUAAUCAACCUUUAACUACUUACUAAAUAAUGCAUCUAUGGAAAAUAUUAAUUACUGAUAACAAGAUUGUAACAGUGUAUUUAAUAGCUGAAAACGCACAAAUAUUAAAUGAUUGGUGAAUGCUAAAUGAUUUACUGUGAUCUACUAACGUCUCAUAAGGUUUUAAUAUCGUGUCUCUGCACCUUUCUUUCAAAUUGAACACGGUAUCCUUCAUAAGAACCAUUGUUUUCGACAUUUAUUUAUCCUUUUUGGUAUAUUAAAACAAUUGAAUAAAUUUUGGUAAGUCUUAUAUGGGAGUAAGAGUCACAGAGUGCAUCUUUAAAUUUAAAACAAUGAGACCGCAGAUUUGCCUGUUCAAACUAAAUAGUGUUUGAACACAUGUGUUGUAUCACUGUUCGCCAUUUUGUUUUUUCAAGGGCUUGUUUUCGGAUAUAACGAUCCGACGAAACCGCAUCCGGAGGUUGUUUCGAUAGUCUCAAAAACCAGUUUUGGAUUUCGAAAAACAAACGAUAAAACUGGUUAUCUCAUUUUGUUUUGAAACUUUCACAACAAAUAAACAGUUCGUAAAACCAAAAUAAAACCUAGUUUGUGUGCCUUAAAACACGAGAAAAAAGUGUGUAUAACUGAAUGACAUAUUGUUCAGACACGGCCAAGUGGUGAGGAAUUCAUUGUUGUAUGUGUUGCUGUUUUUCUGCAACUAACUGGAAGAAUGUGCAUAUAUAUAAUAAUGAUCAAGUAGUUGUAAAGUUGAACUUUUGUUUUGAUUGAUGUAUGAUUAAUGAUUAUCAGGGAUGAAUUGAGUGUAUAAUGUUGAAAAUAUGUUAGUCUAAGAUGAGUUUGGUUUUAGCCACGUCUUUGAUGAAAUUCUCAAUACUGAUAUAUUUGAUUAUAGAAAGAAAUGUUUAAAUAAAUAUUAUUUAUUAAAUUCAACUAACAGAAAGGAACUUUAUUAAUAUGUAUCUUUGUUAAAGAGCUCUUAAAAUAAGACCAAGCUUACUAAAUGUCAAUUCUUAAUAACAUUUAUAAGAACAUGUUCACCUUCACCUUGAUUGUUUAUUUUUAUUUGCCUACAUGUACGUAUUUUGUCACAUGCAUAUAUUAAUUGGACUUCCUUAUAGACACCAGAUCGUCCCAAAAUCGGCAAAUACACUCAAAACAAGCAUAUAAUUGUCAAUUUGAGCAUAUAUAUAUAUAUUGGUUUCCCAGUUUAAAGUGUGCAUAUUUAGCAUGUGAAAUUCACGUGAUUAGUACAGAUAAAUGUACCGACGCUAUUUUUUAAUUUACUUGGAUGAACCUAGUAAUUUUCGAAUUGGAAAAAACACGCAAAAACUGCGAAAAAUACAUGUGCGUCGUAAGCGAUGAGAUACAGUCGAACCCCGAUGGCUCGAAUCCGCUUGGCUCGAAUUCAUCGUUGGCUCGAACCCGCUUGGCUCGAAUUCCUCGUUGGCUCGAACUAGAUGCUUGGGACCGGUUUCUUUAUAUUGAAGGUUAACAAUCCAGCUUGGCUCGAAUUUUUCGAGGCUCGAUGUAUAUUCGAGCCAACGGGGUUCGACUGUACAUUCAAUAAGUAAGAUUCAAUGCGUUGUAAGCAACGAUAUCGAUUUUUUGAGUUGUUGACUAUUUUUUUUCUUGCAAUGGUAUCAUCUGGUGUCUAGUCCCUUUAAAACUUGUAUCAUAUAAAUAUACAAAAUUAUUUAAUACUCUAUAUUUUGUGAUGUAUGUAUUCAUGUCUAUUUUGGAUAUUUAAAUGGACAUAAGAAUGAUUCAGAAAAUAUUUUCGUUGUAAAUAUUAUAUUAUUCUCAUGAACUGCUGUGGUUUUCAUUGUUUGAAUA
This is a messenger RNA of Mya arenaria, 4049 nucleotides long. RefSeq names its product leucine-rich repeats and immunoglobulin-like domains protein 1. NCBI's taxonomy places the organism in Eukaryota, Metazoa, Mollusca, Bivalvia, Myida, Myidae. The transcript has 4 exons. Gene Ontology annotation, cellular component: extracellular matrix. Gene Ontology annotation, molecular function: protein binding. The record is from RefSeq and is a predicted model, not a curated record. Bases 418 to 1797 code for a protein of 459 amino acids.